UGAUGCUUGCCCCUACACACGGACCCUCUUCCCUCCCUCUCCCUCACCCGUGGCCUGAAUCUCUCCUCCUCACCGAGGAAACCGCUUUGUUGGGAAGGUGUCUAAGAACACACGCGUGAUUCUCAAUUCAAUCUGCCGCUCCGUAAAGCGCGGUUUCGAAAAUAUGUGCACUGUCUCUUUAAGAUCCCUUCGCUGGUCCGUUUCGUAUUGAUCAAUCCACCAUUUUCCAGCGCACAGCACUCAGCGGCGGCAGCGGCGAGAGAUAGAAAGCCCUACCUGGAGACGCCAGGCAGGACCGGGGGCAGUCAUGGCAGCCAACAUGUACCGGGUCGGAGAUUACGUUUAUUUUGAAAACUCCUCCAGUAACCCUCUACUAAUCAGACGAAUAGAGGAGCUCAACAAGACUGCCAACGGGAACGUGGAGGCCAAAGUGGUGUGCUUCUACCGGCGCAGAGACAUCUCCACAACGCUCAUCACCCUAGCAGACAAGCAUGCACGAGAAAUGGAAGAGGAGAUGGAGAACCCUGAAAUAGUGGAUCUCCCCGAGAAACAGAAGCACCAGCUACGACACCGAGAGCUCUUCCUCUCCAGACAGCUCGAGUCUCUGCCCGCGACCCACAUCAGGGGGAAAUGCUGCGUUACACUUCUGAAUGAAACCGAAGCCCUCAAGUCCUAUCUAGACCGAGAGGACGCCUUUUUCUACUCGCUGGUGUAUGACCCUCAGCAGAAGACACUGCUGGCUGAUAAGGGAGAGAUCAGAGUGGGAAAUAAGUACCAGGCUGAUAUCACUGACCUCCUCAAAGAGGGAGAGAAUGACGAUCGUGAGCUGGAAAAACUGGAGGAGAAGGUGUGGGAUCCCACCAACCCCCUCACUGAGAAACAGAUCGACCAGUUCCUCGUCGUGGCUCGGUCUGUGGGUACGUUUGCGCGGGCUCUAGACUGCAGCAGUUCAGUUCGGCAGCCCAGUCUGCACAUGAGCGCUGCCGCAGCCUCCAGAGACAUCACACUGUUUCAUGCCAUGGACACAUUGUAUAAGAACGGUUACGACAUGACGCGAGCUAUCUCUGCGCUGGUACCCCAGGGUGGGCCCGUGCUCUGCCGGGAUGAAAUGGAGGAAUGGAGCUCAUCGGAAGCCAACCUGUUCGAGGAGGCGCUAGAGAAAUAUGGCAAAGACUUCACUGACAUCCAGCAAGACUUUCUUCCUUGGAAAUCCCUGACCAGCAUUAUAGAGUAUUAUUACAUGUGGAAGACCACUGACAGAUAUGUUCAGCAGAAAAGGUUAAAAGCAGCAGAAGCUGAAGGCAAGCUCAAGCAGGUUUACAUCCCCAACUAUAACAAGCCCAACCCUAACCAGCUAAGUAUGAACAGUGUUAAACCUGGGUUGGUGAACGGUGCAGGAGGGGUUCCGGCAGUUGCGGUUCCGGCAGGUGCGGUUCCGGCAGGUGCGGUUCCGGCAGGUGCGGUUCCGGCAGGGGCGGUUCCGGCAGGGGCGGUUCCGGCAGGGGCGGUUCCGGCAGUGCCCGGACAGCUCGUCGGACUGGGCCGGGCAUGCGAGAGCUGUUACACCACUAAUUCGUAUCAGUGGUACUCAUGGGGGCCGCCCAACAUGCAGUGCAGACUGUGUGCCUCUUGCUGGACCUACUGGAAGAAGUACGGCGGUCUAAAGAUGCCAACCAGACUGGAUGGAGAGAGGCCUGGACCUAACCGCAACAACAUGAGUCCUCACGGAGUGCCUGUAAGACACGGCGGGAGCCCGAAAUUUGCUGUUAAGACAAGGCAGGCGUUCUUUCUUCACACGUCUCAGAUGACCAGAACGGCUCGAAACGUCUGCCAGGACUUGCUGCGAUCCAAAUACCUGGCAAGACACCCGUACACACCUGUCAACACUGCCGCUAUCAAAGCAGAGUGUGCUGUGCGGUUGCCAGAUAUGUCCAAGAAGCCCGCAUCGCCAAAGCAGAUAGGAAGGAAGCCUUUGGAGUCCGUGGUAAGAUACUUGGAGGCCCACCCCUGCCCACCCAAAUUAGAUCCUCCUCGAGGGCCCACCAUUUCCACCGGCAGCCUGACGCCCAUCAAAUCCACGCCCAUCCUCAACAACGGCUCCCCGACCAUCUUGGGGAAACGCACCUAUGAGCAGCACAAUGGCUUAGAUGGGUCCAAACCCAAGGUCCUGGCCCCUCAGUGGGACAUAAUAGCUAAGAGGCUGUCUGAACCAAGCCGAACCUCUGGCUUGCAGGAUGAGGUUCAUGAACUGGACUGACCUCUGCUUUGACAACUGACUGCUGUACUUCGACAAGAUAAGCAGGUGACUCGAGAGAUUUUUUUUCCCCAGCUCUCGCUAAUGGAUGGACCUAAGAAAGGAUCUGCGGUCAGCAUGCCCUGUCCAAGUGGCCCAUUUUUUUAAUAUCUGAAGCCAUUGAAAAGACUGCAAAGCCCUGGUGUCUCCAUGGGUUCCAGCAGCCUGUGGCCAAUUGCUGGACUGAGCUGAUUGUACAGGACUGAUUAUUAUUAUUAUUAUUAUUAUUUACUAUUGCCUGUUACUUCUGUCAUUGUAAUUAUAAUUAUUACAAUAAUCAUUACUGUUCUUUUUUUUUACCAAAUAUAACCUUUUUCUUUUUAAUGAUUUGCUGAUAAAACUAAGAAUCUUGAACGUUUCUUGAACCAGCUCGCUCUCAAUCCAUAAUGUAACAGUGGGACGAACUGUAAUUUUUUUGUCUUUUGCAUUGUUUUGUAAAGUGUCGGAUCGGCACUGACACGAAGGAUUAUGACUUUGUUUAGAUGUUUGUAUUCUCCGUAUCUGUAAGCUUGCCCUGCCACAGCCGUUUAAAUUAUUCGGAAAGACAACAGAACGUUCUUUUUCUACCUUUUUCACAAAAAUUGCAACUACGCUCAUAUGUAAUUUCUCUUUUGUGAAUAUGUAAAUGAAAACGGGAGGGAGGCGUUAUUGUACAGUGGUGCAUUUUAAAGCCUCCGGCGGUUACCAGAGCUUGUUGUAAUGGAUUUGCCAUGCACAGCGUAUUUGAAAUGUCUCUUUUUGUAAGGAAACAUCCCUAGAUUUCUCCUGUAUAUACAUUACGGAGUGUCUAGAGAUGAUGGCAACUCUGAAAAGGUACUGCCCCAUUAAUACAAUGAUGCACCUUCUUAAGAAUGAGCCUGUA
This is a messenger RNA of Triplophysa dalaica, 3155 nucleotides long. RefSeq names its product metastasis associated 1 (gene mta1). Bases 308 to 2257 code for a protein of 649 amino acids. Gene Ontology annotation, biological process: response to ionizing radiation; negative regulation of transcription by RNA polymerase II; double-strand break repair. Gene Ontology annotation, cellular component: nucleoplasm; NuRD complex. The transcript is spliced from 18 exons. The record is from RefSeq and is a predicted model, not a curated record. Gene Ontology annotation, molecular function: transcription corepressor activity; transcription coactivator activity; sequence-specific DNA binding. Lineage: Eukaryota; Metazoa; Chordata; Actinopteri; Cypriniformes; Nemacheilidae.